Molecule: messenger RNA, 3773 nt
Organism: Drosophila willistoni
Lineage: Eukaryota; Metazoa; Arthropoda; Insecta; Diptera; Drosophilidae
Exons: 16
Coding region: 280-3555 (1091 amino acids)
Molecular function (GO): protein binding
Source: RefSeq, a predicted model, not a curated record
CCGAAAAAAACAGAGAGAGAGAGAGAGAGAGAGAGAGAGUAAAAAACAAGAAAGGGCAACGAAUAAGCAGAAAUAAAGUGCGUUUUUUGUUUGUUCGUAUGUGUGUGUGUGUAUAUGUCCUUAAAAAAAUGAUGAUGUUUGCCCAAGUAAAUUUAUUUGCAUUUUUAAUGCCCAUGUCACGUUAACUGGGCUUAAAUACAACCACAACUAACAUUGAAAACAACAGAAGAGAAAGAGAACGUCCACAGCAAAACUCUCUCUCUCUACCUGAAUUCCAGCAUGCAGCUCAAAGCUGGCAGCAUUCGCUCCAUUUGGCUGAUCCUUUGCCUGAUCAUCAGCCUGAACCAAUGGCAAUUGAUUCAAACCCAUGAGCAUAGUGAUGGUUUCAAGCCUGACGGUGAAAUCCUGCGCGUUCUUGUCAAUGGGUCGGCCCAAAUCAAAUGCGAUGUCGGCUCUAGUCUACCGGAUGACAAAGUCCUUUUGGUUGUUUGGUAUAAAAAUAAUUUACCCAUUUACAGCUACGACACACGUGGCGCCCAUGCUGGUACCCCUUCUCAUUGGCGUGACGAAGAGGUCCUUGAGGAUCGAGCCGUCUUUCGUACACACAAAGAGCCAGCGGAAUUGAUUAUAAAUCCGGUUAAGGAAAAGGAUGCAGGCAACUUUCGCUGUCGAGUUGACUUUAAGCUAUCCCAGACAAGAAACAGCAAUGUGAAUUUGGAAGUUGUUGUUCCCCCACUCCAGCCGAAUAUUUUCAAUGAGCGUCGCCUGCGAAUCGAUUCUCGUGCUGGACCCUACGAAGAGGGCGGCAGUUUGGAAGUUACCUGCGUUGUCUAUGGCGGUUCACCCCCGCCAACUGUCACCUGGCUGAUGAAUGGGCAACUCCAGAACAGCGUUGUCGAUUACACCUACGAUGGGACCAUCAACAGCAAAUUGGUUGUGCGCAACUUGUCACGCAUCCACCAACAUGCGGUCUACACGUGUCAGGCUAGCAAUUUCCACAAGAAAUAUGUGGCCACCAAUAUAACCAUCGAGCUAUAUCUGCGACCUUUAUUGGUUGAAAUCAGCUUCAACAAUCAGCCCAUGUCGGCAGAUCGAAAAUAUGAAAUCGAAUGCCAGGCCAUUGGUUCUAGGCCACCAGCCAAAAUAACCUGGUGGAUGGGCAAUGUGGAACUUCAUGGUCACAGUCAAAAGGUAUCUGAGGAUGGCAAUGUCAGCGCAUCGGUAUUAUCCAUUACACCCUCCAGAGAAGAUCAUGGCAAAGCAUUAUCCUGUCGUGCCACCAAUGAACUCGUACGCAAUGGCAUACGCGAAACGGCUAUGAAACUAAAUGUAUUUUUCAUACCCACCUUACAACUGGAUCUGGGAUCAAAUCUAAAUCCGGAGGACAUUGAGGAAGGCGAUGAUGUUUAUUUUGAGUGUAAAGUGCAUGCAAAUCCGGCUGCUUAUAAAGUUGUCUGGAAACAUAAUCAUCAAAUCAUCCAACACAAUCAACGAGCUGGCGUAAUUGUCAGCAGCGGAGAUCUGGCCCUCCAGGGUGUCACGCGUCAUCAGGCGGGAAAUUAUACCUGCACAGCCUCUAAUGUAGAAGGCGAUGGCGACUCAAAUGUGGUGGAACUGAAAGUGAUGUAUAAACCAAUUUGCCGGCCCGAUCAAAAGAAAAUCUAUGGCGUGGCCCGCAACGAAGCAGCCGAAAUUGUUUGCGAAGUGGAUGCCUUUCCGCCGCCAGAGAACUUUAAGUGGUCCUUCAAUAACACCGCCGAGACUUUCGAUAUGCCACAAAGCGGAUUUCGACCACAUUCAGCUCAGGGUUCAACACUGACCUAUACACCAGUUAAGGAAAUGGACUUUGGCACCAUUAUGUGCUGGGCCGACAACAAUGUGGGUCAACAGAAGGAGCCCUGUGUAUUCCAUUUAAUAGCUGCUGGCAAACCGGAAGCUCCCACCAAUUGUACGGUGGUCAAUCAAACGUCCGAUUCACUUGAGGUUUAUUGCAUUGAAGGUUUCGAUGGCGGAAUGCGCCAAUGGUUCCUAUUGGAAAUCUAUGAUCAGCACAGCGGGAUACUUCAGGCCAACAUCAGUGCCAAAUUCGCGGUGCUCAGUGUGACGGGUCUUGAUGCGGGUCGACUGUUUCGCAUCUAUAUCUAUGCGGUGAAUGGACGAGGACGCAGUGAUGCGGUUGCCCUUGAUGGUUAUACCCUAAAGGCGGCCGAGAAACAAACUGUUGCAUUGACCUCGUACAAGGGAAGCUCACAGAGCCCAAAUAAUUUCGAACUGACACCCAUACUAUCGAUUGGAAUCUUUGUGGGCAUUCUGGUGGCCAUUGUUUGCAUUGGUAUUGGGACAAUUGCCGCAUUGAAGCUGCGCUCGCACAAGCAUCAACAUCAACAGCAGCAUCAACAGAAAUUUCAACAUCCGAAUGCAAAAUUCUCACGUCCAGGCAAUUUACAAAUUAAGGAUAAAAUCUCAUUGCCAUUGAGUCAUUCGGAGGAGAUGUACGACGAGAAGAAUCCCGAUGUUGUGCCCUACAAUGAGGUGGAUGGCGAAUAUAAACAAAAAUCAGCGACACAAACGCCAUCGGGACAUCUUUCAACGACCAGCGAAGUGGAAAUCAGCUGCAAACCAGGCUCCACAUCUGGCGGUGUUUCCUCUGCCAGUGGCCCAGUUGCUGGCUCUGGACCGGGGGGUGUGGGCGGUUCUGGCAACGUCUCGGGCUCUGGCAACAACUCGGCGGACACUGGUAGCACCUACCAGAGCAGCAAGGACGAUGAGUUGCACUAUGCUGAGCUAUCAUUGAGCGGCGGAGCCGGUGCCACUUCCACCACAAAGAAGGGUCAGUCAACGAGUGGCGCUUCGCAGCAGCCACCGAUUGGGGGCACAUUGCCGCAUGGCUCUAGCAUGAGGAAAAUGUUGCCCAGCAUUCCGGCCACUGCCACAUUGCAGCGGCACAAGCCAAAUGCGGGCGGAAUGCAGCAUCCACAUCAGCAUGCACCGCCUCCCACAUAUGACUACGAUUACUUUGAGGAGCCCACGAUAUACGCUCAAAUCGAUGCCUAUAAGACGCGAGGUGGUGGUGGGCAAGUGGAAACUGGCGGAGGAUUCGCGCAAUGCAUGUCGUCGCCAGGCUCCCAUGGUACACCAUCGACAGUGUCACCGGGCACAGUGCAAAUGUAUACGCUCCCCUCCCAUCCGGGCGGCUAUCAUACAUUGCCCCACAAUCAUCAUCAGCAACAGCAGCAGGGGCCACAAAAUUCGGCCUCCAUGAUGCAAAUGAUGCAGCAGCAGCAGCAGCAACAGUUGCAUCAUCACCCCAUUGGCAAUAUGCCCAUGCCGCCCUCCUACCAGCAGCAUCAACAGCAACAGCAGCAACAACAACAACUGGCCCAUGGCCAAUUGCUCGUCUCGAGCAAUAGCAGCGGAUUGGCCUCUACCACGGCGGCUGUGGCCAGUCCAAGUAGCUCAUUGCCCGGACUCUCCGGAGUGGGUAAAUCCUAUUCGCGUGAAAUAGUCACCGUACGUACACCGCUCAUGUAUUCGCAGCAGGAGAGCUGCGUCUAAAUCCAUCCCUGUCCCCGCCCCGGCUUUCAGCCAUUCGGCUAGCCCUCGUUUUACCGUAUUCACUCAUUAGUCAUGUAAGUCUUGAGCUCUAUGUGGUUUGUGUCUAGGCUAAGGGUUUUUGCCAAAAUGAAUUGACCCCAAAAUCCCCCUCCUAACUCCUUCAGUUUGCCGAAAAAAAAAUGCAACAACUAAAUAUUAAUUAAUUACCCUGUAUUCAU